AAUCGUUGCUGACUGGGACUCGUACAGAUCUCCUCUCGCACAGAGCUCCUCUUCUUCACGUCUGCUCGCCAGGAGUAGGUGAUGUCUCACCACGCGUCCCUGCUGCUCGCUGCCGCUCUACUCUGUGGUCUGGGAGCUCCCAGCUGGUCGACCUCGGAGCCCUACCACCCAGACAAAUGCACUUGCGUGGGUCCACCCGCGCCACGCGGGCUCCCCGGAUUUCCUGGGAUUCCGGGAUCACCUGGUCCAAUGGGGCCCCCUGGUCUACCUGGAAUUUCCUGUGAGAAGGGUGAGCAACGACUUCCAGGCUGCUCGGGAACCUCACCUUCGCCGCUUGCAUUCUCCGUCAAACUCUCCUCCACCUCGAAUGCUUCCAUCGGAGUCACCAUCACCGUGCCGCCGGGUGGCGUCUUCCCCUUCGACUCCGUCCUGGUCAACGGCCAGGGCAUCUACGACACCCACUCUAACAACUUCACGAGCCCCGUAGCCGGACUUUACUUUUUAUCCUUCCACCUCACCCUGGGAAGACGAAGAGAAGCAGGAGCGAGAGGAGCGUAUGUGAAUGUGCAGUUGGCGACGAGCAAGGCGGGCGUUGCCAGUCCGAAGGGGAAGACCGUGGCGAAUUUCGGCGGCAAGACUGACGAGGAGAUUUCUGGCAGCGCCGUGGUUGCGCUUGCCGCCGGGGACUCCGUGUGGCUGCGCGCGCACCAAGGGAACGCAGCCGAUGUGGUCAUUGUGCCCAGGGAGGGGGGGGACAGCGUCUUCUCCGGGUUCCUGCUCAGCUACUGA
This is a messenger RNA of Petromyzon marinus (sea lamprey), 789 nucleotides long. RefSeq names its product complement C1q tumor necrosis factor-related protein 5-like. The record is from RefSeq and is a predicted model, not a curated record. NCBI's taxonomy places the organism in Eukaryota, Metazoa, Chordata, Hyperoartia, Petromyzontiformes, Petromyzontidae. Gene Ontology annotation, molecular function: protein binding.